AUAAAAUAACAGUUACAGGACGUGCGAGGGAACAUAGUGCAUUGAUCGACAUUGCGAAUAAUAUAAUUGACGUCGAAUAAUAGACCGGUGCAUUAUAUCGAAAUCACGCGACACUAUUCCACCUGGUGCAACAUCCUGCAGUUGAACUAAAUAAUCUAACGAGCUCACGCACAAUAAACGAUGCUCUCGCGGACCAUUAUAUUUGUUUUUCUUAUAAAAUUCUCUGCUGCUCAAAUUAAUGGAGAAUUCUGGUGGUUAAACGACAAACUAGCAAGCAUCCAAGGAGUACGACCGCCCCCUCCGAAGUUCGAAAAUUUAACGGAAUUCGAUACAGACGAAAGUGCUAAAAUCGUGUUCAGAGAUGACAAUCUUAUUGACGGUGUUGUGGAAUCUUCGGAAAGUAUAAGUUUGAGUAAAGAUGACAUCGAGAAAGUGAAUGAUAAAGUUGGAAAUAAUUUUAUUAAAUGGCCUGAAAAAGAUAAAUUUGAUCAGAAUGACCGACAAGACAAAUCAACAGAAAAACAAACCGCUACACCAGAUGUAGAAGACAAGUUUGUUUUUAAAUUCCCAGAGAACGAUAAUUUUGUUUGGAAAGAUUUAAUGAAUAUAACUGUUGCUACAACUACUAUUUCGGUUCUUACUACUGAAAGUCCUAUUACCAACAAUAAUACUAUUCCAUACAACGAUAGACUAUCGUUCAAUACUAAAUAUAAAGAAAAGCAGUCGGAACAUAUUUGUACUUUUAUGAAAAAAACUGAAUGCAAUCGGAGCAAUGGAGUCGUGUUGGAUAUCAAGGCAACUGACAAACUAACUACUGAUCUUCAUAAAAUAUGCUGCGUUCUACCCUUACGUGACGUAGACGAAACGAAUUCAAAGAUAAUUUUCCCUGAUGCUAUAAAGAAACUUAAACGUCCCAGAAGAUCUAACAAGGAGAAUUUUGGUCUAAAGCAAAGACAGAUUCUAUUACAGCGUAAAUAUACAUCACAAAGUCAACAAAGCCGCAAACCAAAGCCAGCUACACAGACCAAGGUCGCUUCACCAGACUUGGAUUAUGACGAUCCCUAUUGGAACGUUAAAAAUGUUAAACCACCGAAUAAACAGAAACAAAUACCGGACACAAGAUACGAUUACAUUACGGAUGAUUACAUUGAGGAUUACGCAGCGGAAUUGCCGAAACCCGGCCUUACAGGGCUAUAUUCUGAUCAUGGACAACCUCCUCCAGAGUGGGCGUUUGUCAACAAACAUAAAGCCACUGGCUAUGGUGCUGGUGAUGACUAUGAAAAUGAUGAUGGAGGUUCCUUCGGAUACUCUACAAUCGAUCCGAGACUUGGUAACACGAACAAAAAAUCGAAACCACGAGUGAAGCCUAUCAAACUUACGACAGCGUCGGAAGAGUCCAAUUACAAUGUAGAGAGCCAAACCAUCAGCUAUCAGUCUAACCCAAACUUCAAUGUGUUACAAGACUUCAAACUGCUCAAUUUAAUGAGGAAUAAAAGUCAUAAGCCGUCUUCCAUAGCAAGAACAACUACUACAGAAAGUUUCACAGAUGAAAGUAGUGAAACAACACUUGACGGGUCUUUUUCGGCGAGCCCUGAAGCAAAUGAUGACUCUGAUGACCAAAUAUUUCCUGAUUGUGGGAAAAUAUCUAAAACAUUUAAUUUCAAAAAUAAAGGACUCUGGAACCUCAACGCAAAGGCUGCGUCUAGGAGCCGCAUCAUUUCCUACCACGUUCAUCCCCAGUACAAACACGAUGAAAUUAAAAACAACUUGGCUAUUUUGCAUUGGAAGCGAUCAUUCAAACUUGGUCCAAACAUACAUCCAGUUUGUCUCGAUGCUCCACGCUUAGGUGAUGAAUGCAUUUUCGUUGGAUGGGGCGGAUUCGAUCAAGUAUUUAAAUCCAUUGCAAUUUGUGACUUGUACAUACGUAGGGAUAGUGCAGUACCUAGCCGAGUAAAAUGUGUGGAUCCCGUACAAAGAGAUACGGUUUCAAUUAGGCACGUACCAAUAACAAAUUUUAGUAGUAGCGAUGCGUCCAAAGUCUCGUUGGCAGCGCGCCUCGCUGCACUCUUGCAACGGACGGCUGUCACUCAAAGGUAUCAACAUACCAAACAACGCUUUGUGUGCUUCCGUACAGGCGCGCGGUACUGUGGAGUUGGUGGUUCCCUGAUAUGCAACAAGCACGGGCGACAGGCGGCGGUGGCAGUGGCAGUGUCCCGCGACAGUACUCUGGUACUGCUGCCUAUAAAGGACUGGCUGCAGCGAGCCAUUGCUGUACUAGACGACUAG
Messenger RNA from Spodoptera exigua (beet armyworm), 2286 nucleotides. NCBI's taxonomy places the organism in Eukaryota, Metazoa, Arthropoda, Insecta, Lepidoptera, Noctuidae. The record is from the annotation of a GenBank genome assembly.